Molecule: messenger RNA, 4449 nt
Organism: Cinclus cinclus
Lineage: Eukaryota; Metazoa; Chordata; Aves; Passeriformes; Cinclidae
Gene: PFKFB3
Product: 6-phosphofructo-2-kinase/fructose-2,6-biphosphatase 3
Exons: 15
Coding region: 37-1581 (514 amino acids)
Biological process (GO): fructose metabolic process; fructose 2,6-bisphosphate metabolic process
Cellular component (GO): cytosol
Molecular function (GO): ATP binding; 6-phosphofructo-2-kinase activity; fructose-2,6-bisphosphate 2-phosphatase activity
Source: RefSeq, a predicted model, not a curated record
GUGGACGCGGAGCGCAAAAAGACCUUUGUUCUAAAAAUGCCCAUGGAGCUGACGCAAAGCCGCAUCCAGAAGAUUUGGCUUCCCAAUGACAACCACCCGGCGCUGCCACGCCGCUCCUGUGGGCCUCAGCUUGCCAAUUCCCCCACUGUGAUAGUCAUGGUUGGCCUCCCAGCCCGUGGCAAGACCUAUAUCUCCAAGAAGCUGACUCGCUACCUCAACUGGAUUGGUGUCCCCACAAAAGUUUUCAACGUUGGGGAGUAUCGCCGUGAGGCUGUGAAGCAUUACAGCUCCUAUGACUUCUUCCGUCCUGACAAUGAGGAAGCCAUGAAAGUCAGGAGGCAAUGUGCCAUGGCUGCCCUGAGGGAUGUGAAGCUGUACCUGACGGAGGAGGCUGGGCAGAUUGCGGUUUUUGAUGCCACCAAUACUACCCGGGAGAGGAGAGGGAUGAUCCUAAACUUUGCCAAAGAGAAUGGAUUCAAGGUGUUCUUCAUUGAAUCUGUCUGCAAUGAUCCCAACGUAGUUGCCACCAAUGUUAUGGAAGUAAAAUUGUCCAGCCCAGAUUACCGGGACUGUAAUUCCACUGAUGCCAUGGAGGAUUUCAUGAAGAGGAUCAAUUGUUACCAAGCCAGCUACCAGCCCCUUGACCCUGAUGACUAUGACAGGGAACUUUCUCUCAUCAAAGUCAUCGACGUGGGCCGGCGGUUCCUGGUCAACAGGGUUCAGGAUCACAUCCAGAGCAGGAUUGUUUAUUACCUGAUGAACAUCCACGUCCAGCCCCGCACCAUUUACCUCUGUCGGCACGGGGAGAGCGAGUUCAACCUCAAGGGGAGGGUUGGAGGGGACUCUGGCCUCUCCAACAGGGGCAAGAAGUUUGCAGAGGCACUGAACAAAUUUGUGGAAGAGCAGAACCUGAAGGAUCUCAAAAUUUGGACCAGUCAGCUAAAGAGGACAAUCCAAACAGCAGAGGCUCUCCAGCUGCCCUAUGAGCAGUGGAAGGCACUCAAUGAAAUCGAUGCUGGUGUGUGUGAAGAAAUGACCUAUGAAGAAAUCAGGGAGCAACAUCCAGAGGAAUUUGCUCUGCGUGAUCAGGAUAAAUAUUACUACCGUUAUCCUUCUGGGGAGUCCUACCAAGACCUGGUGCAGCGCCUAGAGCCAGUCAUCAUGGAGCUGGAGAGGCAAGAGAAUGUCCUUGUCAUCUGCCACCAGGCUGUCAUGCGCUGUCUCCUGGCAUACUUCCUGGACAAGAGCGCAGAUGAAAUGCCCUACCUGAAAUGCCCCCUGCACACAGUGUUGAAGCUGACCCCGGUAGCCUAUGGCUGCAGGGUGGAAUCCAUCUCAUUGAACAUUGAAGCAGUCAACACACACAGAGAUCGACCAGAGGAAGCAAAGAAGGGACCUAACCCGCUCAUGAGACGUAAUAGCGUUACCCCUCUAGCAAGCCCAGAGCCCACCAAAAAACCUCGCAUCAACAGCUUUGAGGAGCAUGUGGCUGUUUCUUCUGCCCUGCCAGGCUGUGUUCCUCAGGAAGUGCCCACGCAGAUGCCGGGACAAAACAUGAACAGCUCCCAGAAGCCGUCGUGACUCCGUGAGCACCGCCGGCGCUGCCAGCUUCUCAUCCCAUCGCCAUUCCCGAAGCUUGCUCACCCACCGGCCUCUCCGGCUGCGGCGAGCCCCACCCUGGGCUGGCUCCGCUCACGCUGCCCGUUCACACCGCAAAACCCCGCGCUGCUCAGGGGGGGAUGCAGGAGAGCCGAGGAGGAGCAGCCCAGCUCCCUCCCGGGGUCACCACCAGCUCUUCAGGCUGCCGCGUUUGCUCUCCUCUCCAGCAUCCUGUUAGGUUGUAGCGAGCUGUAAAGUGCUUCUGUAGUGCACAGGAGUUUAAUUUUCUUCUCUUUUCAGUGGUUUUGAUCUUCUGUAUAGAUGAUUGGUACCCAUCCAUCUCUGGGUGGGGUGUGUAUAUAUGUGGAUGGUGCAGGGUUAGCAGAGAAAUAGGGGGAAGGGGGGUGGGUAAAGGGGUUUUGCAUUUUUUUUUUAUAUUAUUAAUGUUGUUAAUUCCUUUUGAAUAAGCCCCUAACAUGCUGUGCUCAUCCACACUACAGCUGGUCACACAUGCCAGCCUGGCUCAUGCAGACCUGUGAGCAUCAGGAAGGUAACUGUGGGAACUCUUCACUGCAAGAACUGCUAGGUUUAACAAAUAAAAACCCAACCCAUUUUUUCAAUUCUUUUUUUUUUUAAAUCAAUGUACCUUAAAGAGGUUUGCAGAGAAUGUAGAUCUGUUGCUAAAAUUGGUUCAAAGAUGCCUGUAGUGCGUGAGGAACCAUGCUAGCAGAAGCUUGGGUGAUGUUUUCAUCUUGGGGAGCACCCAGGGAUCAUCUGAGCUCAGGCAUGGGUUGAAUUCUGGGGAGGCUGAGCACUGUUUGAGGUGCCGUGCUGGUACUUCAUCUCCCCUUUUUUCUUUUUCGGAUGAAAGUGGAGGUGUUGGGAAGGGUUUGAAUCCUGAGGCUUAGAUGCAUUUUGCAGACAAACAGGUCUCAUGGACGUGGCCAGAUGUCUGGCUGGGUUGCAGGAGUCUGACUGCAAAAAGCCACAGGAAGGGACAGUUUUGUCUGUAUUUUUUAAAAUUUUAUACACGUGUGUGUAUGUAUAUGUGUAUACUUAGAAACUGCUUGGUUUUUGCACUUUAUUUGUGGCAGAAGCAUAACUACUUUAUUUUUUUCCAAGUUGUGCCCCUUAACAGGGGAAGCCUGAACACAGGCAACUUUUUCUGUUUGUUUUUAACUGUAUUUUGCAUGCUGGAAAACUGUGACUGCAAAAUAAUAGUAGUUACAGUGUUUGAGGUGGGGGUAACAGCGUGAGAUCCUGACUGACUCCAUCAGCCAACUCCCAGUGGUUUGAUCCAUAAGAUGGCAGCCUGUCCUGGGCUGGGAGUCUGCAGUUAGAAAUGCAAUUAACCACUACUGUUUUGUGCAAAAGUCUGUGGAUUUUUGAACUUUAAAAUUUUUUUUUUUCAGUGUUUUUUUUGGUUGGUUUUGGGGUAUUUUUUUCUCCCCCCACCUAUGUGCAGCAUCUUCUCCAUGCCCGUUUUUUUUGUUUGUUUUUUUGUUUUGUUUGGUUUUUUUUUUUUGGGGUUUUUUUUUGGCUGGAGGCAGGAUGUGAAGAUAGCCAGCCCCCACUCCUGCAGCACUAGGCUGGGGAACUGGAGCUGGGCAACCCUUUGGAUUUAUCCUUCCCAUGGCUUUCCCCACUGUCCUGCGUAGGGAACACCAUCCCCACAGAUAGGAGCAGAGAGGCUUGGUGGAGAAAUGCCUUUUUUUUGUGUGUGUGUGUGUUUCGGGGGUGGGUUUGGUCUGUUUUUCCUUUGGGAAAAGGUGAACCAUAGUGCCUCGCGCUUUGGCCUCGUGCUCGGAGCGGCACCUACGGCAGGAGGGCAUCAGGGCCAUGCUCAGCCCGUGUCCCCUGGGGGUGACAGUCCUGGCAGUGCCCUGCCUGUGUGGGCUUGUUCAUAUGUGUAUCAUAUUCCUGUACAUAUAAAACAAAGGACGCUCCCCCCCCCCCCCCCCCCCCCGCUUUAUUUCUGUUUAAAUAGCCUCAUUAAAAAUGGACUUCUCCCUCUGUGCCCUGGCUGGCAUCUGUGCUUUUGGUUUCUCUGCCUUUCACACUAAUGAAUGUUUUGGGGAGGCUACUCGCUUGGCUCUUUUCAACUUCCUCCUUCAAGGGGAGUUUUAUCUCUUCCCCUCCUCCUGCUGCACAAAGAUAAGCCAGCAAAUACAAACAUGACAUCUGGCUGUCCUGAGAUCAAUCCUGUACACGUGAAAUUGUGCUUAUGUUUUGGUGUGUAUUUGUGUGUGUGUGUAUAUAUAAAUAUGUAUAGAGAAAAAACAAAAUGGCCCUAAAUUUUCAUCCUUUGGUAAUGUGUCUUAGUAGGUCUACAAAACCUGCAGUUUGAACAUGGUGGGUUUUUUUUCCAGCAUUGGGAAAACUACUCUGAGUCCCUCUUUGCUGGAGGGGUUGGUGGGAUAGUGUCAACCUGGUGCCAUCACACCUCCUCCAAAAACUUGCUGUCCAUAUUUUGGUUAACAGAGCCAAGGAUUGUGCAGUUGAUGCCACAGCCAAGGCAGACUGGGAGACCACACCAAUGAUUUCUUCCCCCACCUUUUUUUUUUCCCCCCCCUCUGGUUUGUUUUCCUUUGUGAUACUUGAGUUUAUUUUUUUUAAUUUUUAUAGCAAAGCACUCUUUUUAUUUAUUUAAUGUAUACUGCAAAGCUUGGAGAGAAGGGUGUAGUUACUUGGGAUUACUUUUUUUUUAUUUGUGGUAUGUUAACUGUUCUGUAUAUACACCUGGAAUAAUUGCCUGAUAUAAAGCUGUGCCAGCUUAAAAACAGGGUCUGCCUUUCAGAAAUUUGUAUAUUUUGCAGUUGCUGGACCAAUAAAAUAUCUUGUUGAAAUACA